Messenger RNA from Branchiostoma belcheri (Belcher's lancelet), 2257 nucleotides. RefSeq names its product serine/threonine-protein phosphatase 6 regulatory ankyrin repeat subunit C-like. Lineage: Eukaryota; Metazoa; Chordata; Leptocardii; Amphioxiformes; Branchiostomatidae. Gene Ontology annotation, molecular function: protein binding. The transcript is spliced from 2 exons. The record is from RefSeq and is a predicted model, not a curated record. The coding region runs from base 112 to 1707 and encodes 531 amino acids.
CGUCAUUCACAGUGUGGAAUUUUCCGCCACUGCUGUGGAAGAUCGGCAUCUGAAUCAGACGUGCAGAAAUUUGGAUGAACUUGGCCGUGAAACAGUGUCUGUUCGUUAAAAAUGUCGUGGUUAGAUCUGGUAGAAACGACGCCUCAGGGUGUAACGGAAAACGAACAGGCCCUGCUGGCGGCGAUUCUGCAAGGUGACGCGGGGAAGGUGAGAGGACUGUGCACACAACCUGAAGUGGACCUGCACAGGAAGGUGACGCGGCAUGGGGAGGGCGAUCUCGCCUCGCUGGAGUGGGAAGACUCCUUCCUGUGCACCGCCGCCGAGCUGGGGCACGAGGAGAUCGUCAGGGAGCUGGUGGCGGCCGGGGCCAAGGUCAACCUGCUCUGCCGGGACAGGGACGGCUUCACGCCGCUGAUACGGGCCAUCGUGCACGACCAGGUCCCAGUUGUAGAGGCACUUCUCAGGGACCUUGGGGCAGAUGUCCACCUGGCAGACUGCUGCCAACAGUCACCCCUGCACCACGCGGUCCGCCGUGUCCAUGAACAGAAGCGUCUGCGGAUCCUGCUCAAGUACGGGGCGACCGUCAAUGCGCAGGACAUGUGGGGGUACACACCGCUGGUGGCAGCUAUCCAAGACGGCGGGCCGGUGCUGACAGUGGAGGUACUUCUGAAGGAGUUUGGUGCUGACCCAAACCUGGCUGACAACAAUGGCCGCACUCCCCUGCACUGGGCCAUGCGCUCCGAUCACGCCGACAAGCUACUGCCUAUGUUGAAGGAAGCGGGGGCUGACGUGAAUGCCCGGAACAAGAACGAAGCCACUCCACUGAUCCGAGCAAUUCUGUUUGACCGUGUUUCAGCUGUAGAAACUUUGGUUCGAGAUUACAAAGUCGAUCCCAACGUGCCUGACGACAUGGGGCUGACUCCUUUACACUGGGCCGCCAAAUCGAGACAGCCUACCCUGUUGGUGAAAACUCUUCUGGCAGCAGGAGCAGACGUGAAUGCUAAGGAUGAGCAUGAGCAAACACCCCUGCAUGUUGCGUCUGGUUCAAACUCUGCAGAAACGAUCUCAUUUUUAGUGGAUGCUGGUGCAGAAGUGAACUCCGUUGACACAAAGGGAAACACAGCCCUCCAUGUUGCUGCACGGGAAAAUGCCAACACUGAAGUUUUCAAGGCCCUUAUCAGCCAUGGCAUCAACAUUAACGCUAAGAAUGAUGAAGGGGAGACAUCAUUGUUGUUGACAAUGCUGACACAGGCCAGUGACGCCUUCCAAACACUGCUCGACUCCAAUGCGGACCUGCGGAUUAUGAGUGACACAGAUGACUCCCUCUUGCAUAUGGCAGCACGAAGGGACGCCAAGGACCUUGUACGGAUGCUGCUACAACAAGGGGUGGAUGUCAACACCAGCAACGCUGUGGGGGACACUGCGCUGCACGCCGCAGCACGCAGAAAUGCAGACGAAGCAGUCCAAGAGCUGAUUGGAAAAGGCUGCAGCCUGAACGCGAAGAACACGAAUGGUGACACCCCUCUUCACCUGGCUGCCAAAUGCGCCUAUGCCGGGUGGGACGAGACACACAUCGUACAGAUCUUAGUGGAGAGCGGCGCUGACCCCAGUCUGAGAAACAAGGAGGGAAAAACACCUUAUGAGGUGGCUAAGGACUGCAACUUUCCAGAGGCCACAGAGUACAUCUACAAGGGACUGGAAGAGUAGAAUCUUCCCCUUCUGCUGUAGCUAGUUGAUGGUGUUCAACUGUAGAUGUUAUGUGAUUCAUUGUGCUAACAAUGAUCAAUGGACAUACAAUUAAUCUCAUAUCAUUGUCUUAUCCAGCCUCAGAAUAAAUUGUAACUAUGUGAUUUAAGCAGCGAGGACUGUUUAAAUGGACAGAUGUAUAAUGUUACAAAUGGUGGUUUAAUACAUUGUAUAUGGAAAAGCUCUUUUUUUUUCAGAAAUGACGUUGUCAUCUUAAUUUGUAAUUGCUAAUCAUUUCCAUUGAGUAGGCUAAUUUUUGCGCAGUGCGCACUUGAUAAUGGCAUUUGUAAAGAUUAGUGGAUUUUAUAAUGCUGGAUGUUUGUUGUGCCAAUGGUAAAUAAAGUGGACAUUUUAUGUUUGUUUUUUUUAGAUCUUUACUUUUACAUGUUUCAGUUCAAAACCUUCAGUUGCUAUCGGUGGGAUGGAUGUAAAAGCCUUUUAAGCAGAAAAAAAUGUAACGUUUUCUUCUGGAACUUGCAGCCAAGAAAAAGGGAGGGAUAAUAAAGAUUGA